AUCCCUAGAAUGGAAGUUUCCGGAAUAAGUAUAGAAUAAGCAGAAACCAAGCAUAAUCGUAUUUGUUACCAAAAGCGAAGGAGAAAGAGGAAGAAGCAGAAACAAAGAAGAAGAAGAAGGUGGUGAGUACACCAAACCAUAGAAAAUGGCGGAGAAAUUGGCCCCUGAAAAGCGUCACAGCUUCGUCCACAACGGUCAAGAGGUGUUCGAGUGGGAUCAAACCCUAGAUGAGGUCAAUAUGUACAUAAAACUCCCUCCUAACGUUCCUUCCAAGCAAUUCUACUGUAAGAUUCAGUCCAAGCACCUCGAACUUGGCAUCAAAGGCAAUCCUCCGUAUCUCAACCAAGAUCUUACUUGCCCGGUGAAGACAGAUUCUUCUUUCUGGACUCUAGAGGAUGACAUAAUGCAUAUAACACUGCAGAAGAGAGAUAAAGGUCAGACAUGGGCUUCUCCCGUAUUAGGUCAGGGGCAGUUGGACCCUUACUCCUCUGAUCUUGAACAGAAGCGCCUCAUGCUUCAGAGAUUUCAAGAGGAGAACCCAGGUUUUGAUUUUUCACAAGCUCAAUUUUCUGGAAACUGUCCUGAUCCAAGGACCUUCAUGGGUGGAAUCCGAUCGGAUUGAUGAUCUUCACCACAGUAAUUUGUAUUUGCCUGCCCUAUGAUGAUGAUAAUCAGAUGGCAAAUAAUCCGUGUAAUUCCUUUUGUCUUUGACGAUAUUUAAUUAAGGCAGUCUUAUGUAAUGUACUGGUUAUGGAAUUAAUAGAAAGUAAAGAGAAAUAAUUGAAAAGGAUUGUACUUUAUUUAGAA
Molecule: messenger RNA, 807 nt
Organism: Gastrolobium bilobum
Lineage: Eukaryota; Viridiplantae; Streptophyta; Magnoliopsida; Fabales; Fabaceae
Exons: 5
Coding region: 146-622 (158 amino acids)
Biological process (GO): protein folding
Cellular component (GO): cytoplasm
Source: RefSeq, a predicted model, not a curated record